Messenger RNA from Lactuca sativa (garden lettuce), 507 nucleotides. Its product is annotated as large ribosomal subunit protein uL10. Gene Ontology annotation, cellular component: cytosolic large ribosomal subunit. Gene Ontology annotation, biological process: cytoplasmic translation; ribosomal large subunit assembly. Gene Ontology annotation, molecular function: structural constituent of ribosome; large ribosomal subunit rRNA binding. The record is from RefSeq and is a predicted model, not a curated record. NCBI's taxonomy places the organism in Eukaryota, Viridiplantae, Streptophyta, Magnoliopsida, Asterales, Asteraceae.
AUGGAGGCUUCUAAGUUUGUAACGGAGAAGAAGAAAGGCGAAAGGAGGCUUACCGGAGGUUAUAUCAAAUUGCUCUCAACCAGGAUGUAUUUCAAGAAAACUGGAAGCAAGGCUUCCCAGAUUCUAAUCCUUUUAUUUGUUGGGAGUGUUGGCCUAAUCUUCACAAAGAGAGACUUGAAAGAAGUCAGUGAAGAAGUUGCCAAGUAUAAGGUCGGAGCUCCUAUGCAUGUUGGACUUGUGGCUCCGAUGGAUACGGUUCUUAACAUUCCCAACAAGAUUAACAAAGGUAUUGUGGAAAUCACCACCCAUAUUGAGCUCAUCAAGAAGGGUGAUAAUGUGGGAUCUUUCGAAGCUGUACUCCUGGACAAACUUGGCAUCAUGCUAUUCUCAUAUGGUCUUAUUGUUGUUACUGUGUAUGACAAUGGAUCUGUAUUUCGCCAUGAGGUUCUUGAUUUGACCGAAGAAGACUUGAUUGAAAAGUUUGCUCUGUGUGUUUUAGAGUGUUAA